AUGGAUUUCAUGGAUUCAGAGACACAACCUCCAGAUGAUUCACAGCAUUUAGAAACAAGUUACAAUGUGCCUCCUCCACUUGCGCCAGAAUGUAAAAGCUUCAAAUGGAAAAUACAAGUGAUAGAUUCUGAGGGCAAUGUAGAAGGCAAAAUGGUGACAUCUAAAGAUGUAUGGAAACUUCAGAACAGUAGAGUGAUUGUGCAAUUUGAUGAAAAUAGCGGUCAGCCAACUGGGGAUUCCGGUGGUUUACUGGGAUCUUGGUUAGGUCAAUUAAGCAAUGAUGUGAAUUUGCUACCUAUCAAUUACAGUGAUUGGAGGAUGGUUAAUAAUCACACUAAAAGAAAAGCGUGGGAUGUUAUUCAGUCCAAGUUCUGGUUUGAUGAUCCAACGAUGAGACAAGGAUAUGUGAUGAGUGCAUUAGGAAGCAGAUGCAAAGAUGUCAAACUACGUCUUUGGAAAGAACACAAGCGAAAUGAUCUACUUCAAACAUUGCAGAAUCGACCAAAUAAUGUUCCUGAAGAACAAUGGGAGCAUUUCGUGCACAUGAGAUUUACUGAAAAAUGGAAGAAAAUGCAAGAGAGGAAUACAAAGAACCAAAAAAAAAAUACUUUGCCUCAUGUAUGUGGAAGAAAGAGUUUCUCAAGAAAAAGAAAUGACAUAACAAUCAGAACCGGAAAAACUCCAUGUCGAGCAGAGUUUUUUAUUGAGACGCGCACGAAAUCAGAUGGAAGCUUUAUAUGUGAAGAGGCAAAAACACGAGCGGAAGCGCUUAGAACUUUGUUGAAUCAAAAUCCUCAUGGCACAAGCAAUGUUACAGCCACAUUGGAUGAUGAAUUUGCUCAAGUUUUUGGUCCGGAGCGUCCAGGACGAGUACGUUGUGUUGGUCGAGGACCCACGCCAUCAAAAUUAGUGAGACGUUGUACUGCAACUAGACAAGAGGUAGAAAAUUCUGAGAUGGUUGCUGGGUUGCAGACAGAGGUGAAAGAACUAAAAGAUCAAGUUAAGGGAAUGACAACUUUCAUUCAACAAAUAAUUGGUACUUCAACCGGUGAACAGGCAAGAGCAUGGGCUGCAAGUUUUGCAGUAGCUUUUGCUAACAUACCAAACCCAUCAUUCGCAAACAUACCAACUCCAUCCAAUCCUAAUCUGGUAAAUAGUAUAUUUAAGUGUGUUUUUUUGGUAACUGUUAAAAUAUAUAUUCAAGUUUACAAACAUAUUAUACAUAACAAGUUAUAUUGUUUUAUUUCAGGAAACGGAAUGAUGCAGGUGUCCAUGGCUAUUCAAAUGUUGGAAACUAUGCUAGUGAUCAUCAUUAACAUUAGUUUAGCAACAUUUUUCUGCAGUGUUUGUUUAUUUAUGUUUUAUGAAUUUGUAUUAUGGAUGAAUUAUGUAAAUCAGAUGCUUGCAGAUUAAUUAGUAAUUCAGAUUUGGGUUUUUAUUAAA
Raphanus sativus (radish) is the source of this 1443-nucleotide messenger RNA. RefSeq lists its product as uncharacterized. The record is from RefSeq and is a predicted model, not a curated record. NCBI's taxonomy places the organism in Eukaryota, Viridiplantae, Streptophyta, Magnoliopsida, Brassicales, Brassicaceae. The coding region runs from base 1 to 1413 and encodes 470 amino acids. The transcript is spliced from 7 exons.